AGGACGCGUGACUCCCACUUGUCUCCACAGAGUUGCAGAAACAAGACCCCUCCCUCCAGGUUGGUUUUCAGAACCAUGGUCAGCGCGCGGACGCUCCUCCUCGUGGUCACCUGCAGCUGCGCCUACCUGUGGCUCACCCGAGCCGAGGACUCCUCCCUGGAAGCGCGCUCGCUGGAUUUUACUCUGAAAGCUCAACAAGAGAAGGACCUGAUUGAUGCCUUGCAAGAAGUUUUAGAAAAGCUGAGAAACAAAGAAAUGCCGUUGGAGAAGAAGCUCGGUUGGUUGCCUUCAUGUGACGCGGGAGAGCCGUGCGCCGUGCGUAAAGGAGCGCGCAUUGGCACACUAUGCGGCUGUCCUCGAGGGACUUCCUGUAACUUCUACGUCCUUAAAUGUUUAUAAAACAAAACAAACUACGAGAAAUAAGGAAAUAUAUUUAUUUAAGAGUUGGAAAAUAAUUAAUUAAGCCUGACAUAAAGGGUGCAAAACAUAAGUAAUUCUCUCAUGUAACAUUAGAAUCAUAUAAACGCAUUUUUGGAGCAAAUUUGGAAAUAUUUCAGUUUGAAAAUGGAAUAUAACAAUUAGGAUUCAACAACUCGAUUUUUGGAAAAAAUUAAAAGUAUUUAACUUUUUCGUGAUAUUUAGUGAAAAUCUGGAGUUUGUUCAAUAGAAUACCAAUAAUUAAAACAUCAAGGAGAAUUAUCAUGAUUAGCACCCUAAUGUGUCAUAAAAAAGUAAAAUGUUUUAUGCUGUAAAAUGAGAAGGUUGCACGUUAUGGUCCUUACAUGCACAUUUUGACCCUAAUUUUAGUCGUAAAUGUUGUUUUAUUCAUGUGUAUAUCACAGUGCGUUGAUGAUUAUUAAAGGUGAAUAUUCUAA
Messenger RNA from Oryzias melastigma (Indian medaka), 875 nucleotides. Its product is annotated as cocaine- and amphetamine-regulated transcript protein. The record is from RefSeq and is a predicted model, not a curated record. The transcript has 3 exons. Bases 76 to 399 code for a protein of 107 amino acids. Gene Ontology annotation, biological process: G protein-coupled receptor signaling pathway; positive regulation of MAPK cascade; adult feeding behavior. Gene Ontology annotation, molecular function: neuropeptide hormone activity. Lineage: Eukaryota; Metazoa; Chordata; Actinopteri; Beloniformes; Adrianichthyidae.